Molecule: messenger RNA, 2856 nt
Organism: Mixia osmundae IAM 14324
Lineage: Eukaryota; Fungi; Basidiomycota; Mixiomycetes; Mixiales; Mixiaceae
Exons: 9
Coding region: 30-2678 (882 amino acids)
Biological process (GO): DNA topological change
Cellular component (GO): nucleus
Molecular function (GO): zinc ion binding; DNA topoisomerase type I (single strand cut, ATP-independent) activity; DNA binding
Source: RefSeq, a predicted model, not a curated record
GCAAAGACAGCGAACGCUCAAAUGAGGCCAUGGUGAAAUGCCUCUGUGUGGCAGAGAAGCCCAGCAUCGCACGUGGGAUCACCGAGAUCCUCUCUGGCGGUCGUUCGAGAACGCGUAAUGGAGGCAGUCGAUUCGUCAAUAACUACGAGUUUUCCUACCGAUUAGAAGGCUAUCCCGGCUUCACUGAUUUUGUCGUCACCGCCGUCGUCGGUCAUCUGACUGCCAAUGAUUUUGACGAUGCUCAUCGCGGCUGGCGCUCCUGCGACGCAUUCGACCUCUUUGAUGCGCCUAUCAUCACCUUCAUCCCUCCUAAGCUCAAGGACGUGGCUCGCAAUCUGCAGAAUGAAGCUAGGACGGCUCAGAUAUUGAUGAUCUGGACGGAUUGCGACAGAGAAGGCGAGCAUAUUGGCUGGGAAGUCCAGAACGUCUGUCUCAAGGUCAAUCCACGACUAGUCGUUCUACGUGCCCGUUUCUCUGCCAUCAUUGCAAAUCAGAUACACCAGGCUUGUCAGCAUGCUGUCGCGCUCGAUGAAAGACAAGCGAGCGCGGUAGAAGCACGCAUAAUGCUCGACCUUCGUGUCGGCGCAGCCCUAACCCGUCUACAGACUUUCAAUUUUCAGGCUGCCUUUCCGGAACUUCAAGGCUCCGUCAUCUCCUACGGACCAUGUCAGUUUCCUGCUCUCGGCUUCGUCGUCGAGCAGUAUGAGCGAAUGCGCAACUUUGUAGCAGAAGCAUUCUGGUCGAUACAAUCUACGCUGCGCCGCGAUGGCGCCACUGUCACUUUCAAUUGGGCACGCAACCGACUCUUUGAUCGAGAAGUGGCCGGCAUGCUUCACCAGUGGUGCCUCGAUGAUCCCGAAGCGACCAUCACUUCAGUACAGACGAAGCCAGCGAGCAAAUGGAAACCACUGCCGCUCACGACAGUGGAGCUACAAAAGUCGGGCUCUCGCAUAUUACGUUUGUCGCCUAAAAAAGUCCUCGAAAUUGCCGACGCCCUCUACCAACGAGGCAUCCUCAGCUAUCCUCGCACAGAAACAGAUCAAUUCGAUCCUCACUUCAACUUUCAGGAGCUUAUCGAAAAGCAAACGCAAGACACUAGAUGGGGUCCCUUUGCGCAAAGACUGCAUCGGGGAGAAUUUGAGCGGCCAAGAGGCGGCAGAAAGAACGAUCAUGCUCAUCCGCCUAUUCAUCCGACUGCACAUGCUAAUCUGCAAGGCGACGAAGCGCGCGUGUACGAGCUCGUCACGCGUCGCUUCCUCGCUUGCUGCCACAAGAAUGCGACCGGUCGGCAGACAACAGUGAGAGUGUCGAUAGCUCGCGAGGAGUUCAACGCUUCAGGAUUGAUUGUGCUCGAGCGCAAUUAUCUCGAUGUAUACCCUUACGAUCGAUGGGAAGGCAACGCCCUGCCUGAUUUCCAUCUCAAUGAGACCUUCUUACCUGCGACAUGCGAGCUCAAAGAAGGCAAGACAACUGGACCAAGCCUACUUACGGAAGCCGAUCUCGUCAAUCUGAUGGACAAGAACGGCAUUGGCACAGACGCGACAAUUGCAGAGCAUAUCGAACAUCUCCUUGAACGCGACUAUAUCUCCCGUGAAAAGGAUGGUCGGAGUACGGUACUUGUCCCGACGACACUUGGUAUCGGGCUGGUCGAAGGGUACAACAGACUCGGUCUUGAUAAUUCGCUCAGUAAACCUCAUUUGCGCCGCAUGACCGAACAUCGAAUGAGUCUCAUCUGCACUGGUCAGCGGACUCAGCAAGAUGUGAUCGAAGAGACAUUAGACGAGUACCGCGAAAUGUUCAUCGUCGCCCGACGUCAGUGGCAAACUCUGACAGAUACUGUGCGCGAGUUUUCGGAGCUUGGCGCGCAAGACCUGCCGCCAGAUGACGGAGCGCCGGUGCCAAUGGCCGACGUGGACGGAGACGAAGAUGACGAUGCUGGGCCGCCGCCCGCUCGCCGAGCUACAAGAGGCAGAGGCACGCGAGCGAGAGGGGCUGCGCGGGCUACAUCGAGGGCUCGCGGUCGUGGUAUGGGAAGAGGUCAAGCAUACGCUCGUAGUCCUUCGUCUGCCGUCGAUGAUCAUUUCGAUAGUGACGACGACCAUCGUUCAGCCCCUAUCGCGGCCCACCAAGAAGCUGCGGCAGAAGUGCCGCGCUGUCAAUGCGAACAAACGGCAGUUCUGCGCACUGUGAACAAGGCAACAGCAAACAAGGGCCGAACGUUCUACAGCUGCUCCAAGCCUCAAGAUUCAUCGUGUGGCUUCUUCGAGUGGGCAGACACUGCAACGCCCAGCGUCAAGCGUGAAAGGACUUACAGUCGAGCUUCGCCUACGAAGAGAGCUCGACCAAAGACUAGCCAUCAAAACGGAGAUGCUUCAGUCGCGCCUCGCUGUCAGUGCGAUCUCACUGCUACUCGUAUUACUGUGAAGAAGGACGGUCCUAAUCAAGGCAGGGAGUUCUGGAAAUGCUCAAAAGUCUCUGCAGCCAGUCAGUGCAAGUUCUUUGAAUGGAUUGAGCAGUCCGGCAACGCCGCGAUGACUUCCGGAUCGACACCGUCGACGUAUAGCUGCUAUGUCUGCGGCGAACCUCACAUGGCCAAGGACUGUCCACAGCGCGACAACCCAGAUCGGCGAGCACGAGGGAGGGGAAGAGGCCGCGGGAGAGGCAAGCGAGGUCGCUGAGAAAGCUAGCUCUCCAAUCGUGCAAUCUUGUGAGCACCGUCAAAACAAUGUUGUUGUCGUAACAAGAACACACUUUCGAGCAGAGGCGCUGACGCUCUAAUCCUGCUUGGCAUCUGGGCGAAGACCUCUGACAGUCUUGCCUGCACGCCAGAUCUCCUGGUUGUCAAUCUCGGCCAAU